AGUUUAUCACAUUCAGGGUUGGUGUUCAAGAGAAGAGGGUUGAGGAUCAUGUCUAACAGGGUGGAGAUCAGAAAGAAGGCUCGAGAUAUAGAGCUUUGGGAACUAAGGCAAAUGCUGCAGGAUCCGAGUAUUGAUAUUUUGAAUGAUGUUGAUGCCAAGUUCGAGAAAGACCCUGAUAGAAUAAUCACGGAACUUGAAUUAAAACAUAAAAAACCUCAAAACGAUUUUAUGAAUAAGCUAUCUUUACCCAAAGGUUCUGAAGCUCCGAGGGAAUUACGAAGAAAAGAAUUUGUUUUAAGAAAUUCAACUUUAACAAAUCUUUGGAGAAGUCCUAAUGUACGCUCUUUAUACAACUUAAUUCUUGCUUUUUUUGUAUUCCUGUACCUGCACAUCGCUAUCUUCUAUUACUUUAAUGUUGAACGGUUAAAAAGAGAUUUAGCAUUGGUUUCAUGGUCAUUUGGUCAGUUUCACAUUGUUACUGCCGUAUGGAUUGGCAUCAACUUAUCGAUUGUUUUCUUUUUACAUCCUGUCUUUCGAUUCUGGGCUUCUUCUAGAGCAUUUGCGAAGAAGAAGGAUGAUGAUGAGGAAUCAAACUCACCUCCUUGUCUAGAAGUAGGAAAACUGAUAUAUUUUUUAUUUGCACCUACAUUAAUUUACAGAGAUAGCUAUCCAAGAACAUCUGGUAUUCGCUGGGGUUUCGUUGCCUGGAAUCUUUUGCAAUUAUUUCUUAUUGUAUUGGGUGACUAUAUUGUCUACAUUUGUUUCUUAGCGAAUAGCUUCAACAAGGCGGGCAUUGAACCCAUACCCAUAACUCAUUUUGUGUGUUUGAUGGCUAUUGCAAUCUUCGCAGGUAGUAUGAUCUCGUUCGUAACGUUUUAUCCCAUAUUACACUGUUUGCCGAAUGCUUUUGCUGAAAUGCUGAGGUUUGGCGACAGAUUGUUUUAUGAAGAUUGGUGGAACUGUACUUCCUAUACAAAAUUUUACCGAUCUUGGAAUAUACUUGUACAUGAUUGGCUGUACUUCUACAUAUAUUGUGAUAUGUACGCUAUUUUGAAAAGCAGAACUGUUGCUAUGUUGUCAGUUUUUCUGCUAUCUGCAAUUGUUCAUGAAUAUAUCGUAGCCGUUUCUCUCAGAUUUAUAUUCCCUCCUUUAUUCACAUUAUUUUACAUAGCUGGUAUUAUAUUCAUUUUUAUGACUCGAAGAAGAACCUCAAACUUCUGGAACUUUUUCCUUUGGUUUACUUUGUUGCUAGGAUAUGGACUUUUACUAGUUUUCUACUCUUUGGAAAUGUCUGCCAGGAUCAACUGCCCGAGGAUUUUAGCCAGACCAUUUCACCUACACCUACCAAAUUUGGUACAUGUAUACCUUGGAGGUCGGGAAUGUGCACCUGGGGUUCCUUUUUUUGAAUUUUUAAUUAGAAUUUUAACUUUUAAUUAAAAACUAACUUUCCCGCCAAACAAAUUAUUUCUUUCCCCACCGCCAAAUGAGUAAGGCUUCAACAUUUUUUCCCAACAGCAAUGAGGCUUAGGCGUAACAUUUUCCUGCCGAUUAAUUCAAACGAUUCUAUUCAUUUUCUUAAUGUUUUAUGCAUUUAAAAUUAAAGAUUAUUAAUUAAUCGAUCUUUCAGAUUCAUUCUGAAGUACUUUUGAAUUAAAAUAACUCAGAUUAAAGGAAAUUAAAAAUUUCU
Argiope bruennichi is the source of this 1687-nucleotide messenger RNA. RefSeq names its product sterol O-acyltransferase 1-like. The transcript is spliced from 11 exons. Gene Ontology annotation, cellular component: endoplasmic reticulum membrane. Lineage: Eukaryota; Metazoa; Arthropoda; Arachnida; Araneae; Araneidae. The coding region runs from base 49 to 1437 and encodes 462 amino acids. The record is from RefSeq and is a predicted model, not a curated record. Gene Ontology annotation, biological process: cholesterol metabolic process.